AUGCUAGCAGCCACUUCCACUCUCAGCUCCACUGCUUCUCAACUCACACCCUUAAGCUCUCUAUCCCCAAACCCAUUUUCUGUCAAAUUUUCCUUCACUUUCCGAGAAAAUAAGAACAGAAUCGCAGUACCCACAAGCUUGAAAUCCCAAAGAUGCCAGCUUUCUGCUCUUCCUGCUCUGAGAGUGUCUGCUAGUUCCCAAUCUGCCCCUACUUCCGUUGAGGCGUCAAAGGUCUCGGCUUUGCCGUCGGAGAUGAAGGCGUGGGUAUAUGGGGCAUAUGGGGGUGUUGAUGUUUUGAAAUUUGAUACGAAAGUUGCGGUGCCUGAGUUGCUGGAGGACCAGGUUUUGGUAAAGGUUGUGGCUGCGGCUCUUAACCCAGUUGAUUUCAAGAGAAGGCAGGGCAAGUUCCAGAACACUGACUCUCCUCUUCCGACUGUUCCGGGAUAUGAUGUUGCCGGUGUUGUGGUAAAAGUUGGCAGUAAAGUAAAGGACUUUAAAGAGGGGGAUGAAGUGUACGGAGACAUAAAUGAGAAAGCUUUGGAGGGGCCUAAACAAUCUGGCUCUCUUGCUGAGUACACUGCAGUUGAAGAGAGGUUAUUGGCGUUGAAGCCUAAGAAUCUGGAUUUUGUUCAGGCUGCUGCGCUUCCUCUUGCAAUCGAGACUGCUUACGAGGGUCUCGAAAGGACUGGGUUUUCUGCUGCAAAACAUGUAUUUGGAGCUUCAAGAGUGGCGGCCACUUCGAGCACCGGAAAAUUGGAGUUGUUGAAGAGCUUGGGUGCUGAUCUAGCCAUUGACUACACGAAGGAGAAUUUCGAAGAAUUGCCAGAGAAAUUUGAUGUUGUAUAUGAUGCAAUUGGUCAAUGUGAUAAAGCAGUGAAGGUGGUGAAGGAAGGGGGCAGUGUAGUGGCCCUAACAGGCGCAGUAACACCUCCAGGCUUCAGAUUUGUAGUGACUUCUAAUGGAGCUGUUUUGAAGAAACUAAAUCCAUAUUUAGAGAGUGGGAAGGUGAAGGCAGUGAUAGAUCCCAAAGGGCCCUUCCCUUUCUCUAAGCUUGUUGAGGCCUUCUCUUACCUUGAAACCAAUCGGGCCACCGGAAAGGUAGUUAUACAUCCAAUUCAAUGA
Molecule: messenger RNA, 1122 nt
Organism: Prunus armeniaca (apricot)
Lineage: Eukaryota; Viridiplantae; Streptophyta; Magnoliopsida; Rosales; Rosaceae
Source: the annotation of a GenBank genome assembly